GUUCUUCGCCCAAGUAGGAGAGAGAGACAAAUCGCGUUUUAGAGCGAGAAACUCAUAUGGCAUUCUGGAGAGAGAGAGUAGGAGAGUUCAGCCCUAGAAAAUUAUGCAAUCCCGAUAAGGACUUGUGCUGAGACUAGGGCGAGCCGUAUCUACCCUUUCUCACUCAGUAGUAAUUGCUUCUUUGCACUGUUGCUUCCUUCCUUUAAUUCCCAAGCGGCUUUUUCAAUUUGGGUUUCUCUCACUAGCUUCGAGGUCUUCACGGGAAGAGUGGAUGUUUUCAGAAAUGGUUUUCAUUUUCUGGGUGUUGGCAUCAAAGUUUCAGCUUUAUCUCUGUGGCUGUCGGGUUCCUUGGAACUUGCUUGGUGUUUAAGGUUCAUGAUGGGUUGGUAUGAGAACAUGGCUUGGUGAUAGAUUUAGCGUAUUGGUUAGUAAGGCGGAAGUUACCUUUAAAAGAUUCUAAAGGAGUUUGAAGUAAAUGCAUGGAUCGGGGGGACCAAAUGGCGUUAUCUGGGUCUGCAUCUUACUAUAUGCAGAGGGGAAUGGCUGGUUCUGCCGGACAGACUGAGCUUCAUGGUUCCCCAUCUAUUCACCAACUUUCUAAUUCCAAUUUAUCAUUUCAACCCAACAUUGGGGGCGGUACUAUUGGAUCCACGCUACCGUUAGAAUCUUCUGCCAUUUCACCUCAUGGUGUUAAUGUAGGCGCUUCAUCUGGAGUGCCAUCUGGGGAACCUCUCAAACGGAAGAGAGGAAGGCCUAGGAAAUAUGGUCCAGAUGGAACUGUGUCGUUGGCAUUGACUCCGCUGUCGUCUAGUCAUCCCGGAAGUGGUCAUUCCGGAAGUGGAGCUGCGACACAGAGCCAUAAGAGGGGUAGAGGGCGCCCACCAGGGACUGGCAAGAAACAACAGUUGGCUUCUCUUGGUGAAUUCAUGUCUGGUUCAGCUGGAAUGGGUUUCACUCCUCAUAUCAUCACCAUUGCAGUUGGAGAAGAUAUUGUGUCAAAAAUAAUGGCAUUCUCCCAGCAAGGGUCUAGAGCCGUGUGUGUAUUGUCAGCCAAUGGUGCUGUUUCCAAUGCGACCCUCUGUCAGCCUUCAACUUUGGGUGGUUCUGUCACAUAUGAGGGGCGUUAUGAGAUAUUGUGCCUGUCAGGCUCUUACUUGCUUAAUGAAAGUGGUGGCUCGCGCAAUCGAACUGGUGGAUUGAGUGUCUCUCUUGCUAGUCCUGAGGGUAAAAUCAUCGGUGGAGGAGUCGGUGGAAUGCUUAUUGCAGCAUGUCCCGUCCAGGUGAUAGUUGGGAGCUUUCUAUGGGGUGGAUCAAAGACCAAGAACAAGAAAAAAGAAGUUGAAGAAGUUCCCGCGGAGUCAGAUCAUCAGGAUCACCAGGCAGUUCAUAAUCCAGUUGCUAUGAAUAACAUCAUGGCCAAUCAGAAUCUCACCCCACCAUCUUCUAUCGGUACAUGGCCGGCAUCUCGAACGAUGGACAUUCGCAAUUCCCAUGUUGACAUCGAUUUAAUGCGUGGGUGACAAUCUAUUAAAUAUACACUAGUAAUGUGUGUAUAUUUCAGAUUCAUGGCCACCGGCCUAAUUUUCCUGUGUUAGUAUUGGUAGGGACAGAACGGGAAUUACUGCCAUCGGAGUAGAAGUUAGCUGACUUUUGGACCCAUGAUUAACAUUUGGGUUGUAGUUGUACUCAAUACUUGAGUAGGAAUUUCAAUUUCAAGGUGUUGUAUCCGUGACUGGUAAUGGUUCAUUUCCCUUCUGCAAAAAAUUGUCAGUGAACCAUAUAAAUUGUGGCCUGAGUAUUUAAUAUUCAUCUCCGAUCCUUUCCAA
Messenger RNA from Neltuma alba, 1826 nucleotides. RefSeq names its product AT-hook motif nuclear-localized protein 9. The transcript is spliced from 7 exons. The record is from RefSeq and is a predicted model, not a curated record. Lineage: Eukaryota; Viridiplantae; Streptophyta; Magnoliopsida; Fabales; Fabaceae. Gene Ontology annotation, molecular function: minor groove of adenine-thymine-rich DNA binding. Bases 480 to 1520 code for a protein of 346 amino acids.